Molecule: messenger RNA, 744 nt
Organism: Vicia villosa (hairy vetch)
Lineage: Eukaryota; Viridiplantae; Streptophyta; Magnoliopsida; Fabales; Fabaceae
Exons: 4
Coding region: 1-744 (247 amino acids)
Molecular function (GO): zinc ion binding
Source: RefSeq, a predicted model, not a curated record
AUGGUUUCCUCUCAGCUUCGUUGUCGUCACUGCGAAAUGGUUUCUCUCAGCUUCGUCGUCACUGCGAUAGUUUCCUCUCAGCUUCGUUGUCGUAACUGUUUCGGUGAAGUGAGAAUCCGUUCCAUUUUGUUCUACACUCUUUAUUUUUUACUGAGCAAUGACAAAAUUUUAAGCAUGCAAGCUCAACAAAACCUACUCCACCUCGCCAUUAUUUAUAGACAUUUGCGGGACAAAGUUAAAAGGAACGGGUAUGCUAAUUUACCACAUGCUUGGGAGAAAAAGAUGUCUGAGUUGAGGCCACUUGCUACAAAGGCUUGGGAAUGGCUAGUGGGUGUCCCCACAAAACUAUGGUGUAAGCAUGCUUUUAGUUAUUAUCCAAAAUGUGAUGUAUUGAUGAAUAACCUAAGUGAGUCUUUCAAUAGUACCAUAUUGCAGGCUAGAGAUAAACCUCUCAUCACUAUGUGUGAAUGGAUUAGGAAUUAUCUCAUGAAUAGGGUAGCUGUUAGUUUAACCAAGUUAGAUAGAUUGAAACAUAAGAUCAUGUCUAUGCCUAGGAAAAGAUUGGACAAGGAAGUUGUUAACCACACAUUUGAUGGUCAUCAAUUCAUUGUUGAUCUUAGCAACAAAAAAACAUGUACUUGUUGUUUUUGGGAACUUGUAGGGAUUCCAUGUGGGCAUGUCAUAGCUGCUAUGAGUUAUCUGAAAUUAGAUCCAGAAACAUUUGUGGAUGACUGUUACAGUUGA